AUGGUGGAAGGGACUAUGUCUCUUGAUGCUGUUAUAAAGGAAGCUGUUGAUUUGGAGAACAUUCCUAUUGAGGAGGUAUUUGAUAAUCUAAAAUGCACAAAAGAAGGUUUAACCUCUGAGGAAGUACAAGAGAGGCUUGACAUGUUUGGAUACAAUAAACUUGAAGAAAAAAAGGAAAGUAAAAUACUGAAGUUUUCAGGGUUUAUGUGGAAUCCUUUGUCAUGGGUUAUGGAAGCUGCUGCUCUCAUGGCCAUUGCUAUGGCACAUGGAGGGGGAAAGCGAGGAGAUUAUCAAGAUUUUGUUGGCAUAAUUAUUUUGCUAAUUAUAAACUCAACCAUAAGUUUCAUAGAAGAAAAUAAUGCUGGUAAUGCAGCUGCUGCCCUUAUGGCAAGAUUGGCUCCAAAAGCAAAGGUACUUCGUGACGGAAAAUGGAGCGAAGAAGAUGCUUCGGUAUUGGUCCCUGGAGACAUAGUUAGCAUCAAGCUAGGGGACAUCAUUCCUGCCGACGCACGUCUCCUUGAAGGUGACCCUUUGAAGAUUGAUCAGUCUGCUCUUACCGGAGAGUCACUCCCUGUGACUAAACAUCCCGGAGAAGGAGUAUAUUCUGGUUCAACUUGCAAGCAAGGAGAAAUUGAAGCCGUAGUCAUAGCAACUGGAGUUCACACAUUUUUCGGAAAGGCAGCUCAUCUCGUCGAAAACACAACACACGUUGGACAUUUCCAACAGGUUUUGACAUCUAUUGGAAAUUUCUGCAUCUGUUCAAUUGCUAUUGGAAUGAUUAUUGAAAUCAUUGUGAUAUACAGCGUCCACGGAUAUGGUUACAGAAACGGUAUUGAUAACCUUCUAGUGCUACUAAUUGGAGGAAUCCCUAUUGCAAUGCCAACUGUUCUUUCAGUUACAAUGGCUAUUGGCUCACAUAAGUUAUCUCAGCAGGGUGCUAUAACAAAGAGAAUGACUGCUAUUGAAGAAAUGGCCGGAAUGGAUGUGUUAUGCAGUGACAAAACAGGCACAUUAACUCUUAACAAGCUUACAGUGGACAAGGAAAUGAUUGAGGUUUUUGCCAAAGGUGUUGGCAAGGAUUUGGUUGUACUUAUGGCUGCAAGAGCAUCAAGGAUGGAGAACCAAGAUGCAAUUGAUUGCGCAAUCGUUUCAAUGUUGGCAGACCCAAAGGAGGCACGAGCUGGAAUAAAAGAAGUUCAUUUCCUUCCGUUUAAUCCAACUGAUAAAAGAACUGCCCUUACAUACAUUGAUGGUGCUGGUAAUAUGCACAGGGUUAGCAAAGGUGCACCAGAGCAGAUUCUCAAUCUUGCACAAAACAAGGCAGAAAUCGAACGGAAGGUUCAUGCGAUGAUUGACAAGUUUGCAGAACGUGGACUUCGUUCUCUUGGGAUUGCAAGACAGGAAGUACCGGAGGGAAGUAAGGAAAGUGCAGGAGGACCAUGGGAGUUUGUUGCUCUUCUCCCUCUUUUUGACCCUCCGAGACAUGAUAGCGCAGAAACAAUCAGAAGAGCUCUUGAUCUUGGCGUUAGUGUCAAAAUGAUCACUGGUGAUCAACUCGCAAUAGGUAAGGAAACGGGAAGGCGUCUAGGGAUGGGGACUAACAUGUAUCCUUCUUCAUCACUGCUCGGUGAAAAUAAAGAUCAAUUAGGUGCUGUUUCCAUUGAUGAUAUCAUUGAGAAAGCUGACGGUUUUGCUGCCACUUCACUUUGA
Messenger RNA from Lathyrus oleraceus (garden pea), 1710 nucleotides. RefSeq names its product plasma membrane ATPase 1. Gene Ontology annotation, biological process: proton export across plasma membrane. The record is from RefSeq and is a predicted model, not a curated record. NCBI's taxonomy places the organism in Eukaryota, Viridiplantae, Streptophyta, Magnoliopsida, Fabales, Fabaceae. Gene Ontology annotation, molecular function: ATP binding; P-type proton-exporting transporter activity; ATP hydrolysis activity. The transcript has 14 exons. Gene Ontology annotation, cellular component: membrane. The coding region runs from base 1 to 1710 and encodes 569 amino acids.